AGGGCCCAAAAGGAAAGAAAGGAGCCCAAGCGAGGAGAGCGAGGAGCACCUGGACCAAAGGGAUACACGGGACCUCCUGGUAUCCAGGGUAACAUUGGACCUUGGGGUGAGGUCGGGACACCUGGUCCUCCAGGUGACAAAGGAAUGCAAGGUCAACUUGGGCUAGAUGGAGUAACUGGUUAUCCUGGUAAAGAUGGGCCUCAAGGACUAAUUGGAUCGACUGGUCUUAAAGGCGACAAGGGAUCCAGAGGAGCUGUAGGACAGAAGGGAGUUGAUGGUCUCGAUGGUGAGGAGGGCCCAUUUGGACUUAUGGGACCAAGAGGACCAGCUAACCAAAAGGGCCUUCCAGGUGACAAGGGAAAUGCCGGACCCACAGGGCCAAAUGGAGUAAAAGGAAAUGAAGGCGAAAGAGGAAACCAAGGGUCACAAGGACCAAAGGGGCCACCGGGGAAGCAGCAGGGAUACAGAGGUCCCCCAGGAGACGUAGGACAACAAGGAUUUCCAGGGCCUAAAGGAGAAACAGGCCCCAGAGGUACAGCAGGAAUACCCGGACGGUUUGGACCUGGAGGAAACACUGGAGCAGCAGGAGUCAAAGGGCAGAAAGGGCCCCAGGGACACACGGGCCCUCCUGGAAGGAUCGGCCCUGCUGGGCAAUUAGGACCGGUUUUAUCUGGCUUAUCAGGCAUGAAAGGAGAUGAGGGCAAAGCAGGAAAGCCUGGACAAAAGGGCAGUCAUGGGGUGAAAGGCAUAACAGGUCCUUCAGGCAUUAAAGGAGACAUGGGUGCAAGAGGACAAAAGGGGGCAAAGGGUGAAACUGGGAAACAUGGUGCAAUGGGCACUGCAGGAAAAUUAGGGGCUGUUGGGGCUCCAGGAGCUAAAGGUCGACCUGGACCUGUUGGACUCCCUGGUUUUCCAGGAGUCAAAGGGAUUCAGGGGUCAAAGGGGGAAAACGGCCAGUCAGGACGAAAGGGAUCCAAAGGAGCUCCUGGUAAUAUUGGAUCUGAAGGCGAGAAAGGGAAUCAUGGACCACCUGGAACACCUGGAAAACCAGGCUUGAGUGGCUUGGAUGGUUUACUGGGGGUUGAGGGUAAUGAAGGGUAUCCGGGGGAUUUUGGUUUAAGAGGAGCUCCUGGAGCCCCAGGCCCCCCAGGCGAGACAGGAGAACCUGGAUCUCCUGGGAUCAGAGGACACACUGGUGCUAUAGGGGUUAAGGGUAAACCUGGUCCAACUGGAGCAAAUGGACCUCCUGGACCAGUUGGGCCAAAGGGAAUCGCUGGACUAAGAGGAGAAAAGGGUGAAGCAGGCAAUGAUGGAGCACAGGGUCUUUCGGGGGAUAUUGGGAUGCCAGGACCCGUUGGUCUGUCAGGGCUAAAGGGAAGUACUGGUUUGCAGGGCCUAACAGGUCAAACUGGUCAGAAAGGAAAACAGGGGCAAAAAGGGCUUGAGGGGCCACCAGGGCAGAGCGGCGCACCUGGAUUUACUGGCCAACUUGGAGAAAAGGGCAUCAAGGGUUUCCAAGGAGACAGAGGACCAAAAGGGGUAAAAGGCAAGCCUGGACCUCCUGGACAACCAGGAUCACCAGGCAGGCUCAGAGGAGAUCUGCCAACUGAACAAAGGCACAAAUCGAGAUCCAGUAAAAGGCACACGCAAAACAAUUCUCAACAAUCAUUUUCUCUCCAAAAACAAGAUGGAAAAAUACUCCAGGAUCCUCUGAUGUCAAGGUGGUCUGAAGACAAGGAAGCUGAGGAAUCAUCCACUUUGUCAUUAGGAACAAAAAAUAACCCUGGCACUACCUGCUAUGAAUUGAAACUUGUCCGUCCGUAUCUGGAAGACGGUUAUUUUUACAUGGACCCCAAUCAAGGCUGCACAUGUGAUGCUGUCAAAGUCUUCUGCAACUUCACAGCAGGAGGAACGACCUGCAUAGGUCCCCGAAAUCCACAGAUUAAAAUGAGUCAGAAACCAGAUAUGGAUCAAAAGAUGUCGAUGCUGUGGUUUAACCAACAACAAAAUGGACACAAAUUUGAGUAUACUACUCUGGACGUUGUGCAGCUGAGGUUUCUGAGAUUCCACAGUCAGACUUCUGUCCAGCACGUCACUCUCAGAUGUACAGGAAACCAGUCCAGUCCCACAACCAUGGCCAGUUUGACUGUAUACCUGCGGGGAGAUUCUGGCCAAGUCAUUGAUUCACGCCUCAUUACAGCUUCCAGAAAAACAUGUGAGGUCGAGAUGGUGGUGAAGGUCCGAGGUAGCACAGAAAUGUAUCAAGGAGACAUGGAGUUACUUCCUGUUAGAGAUCUGGGAAUAGAGCUCAAUAGUCCUCCUAGCUUUAUUUCUGAGUUCUCUGUAGUUUUGGGACCCAUCUGCUUCUUGUGAGCAAUAUAUUGUGUGUGUGUGUGGGGGGGUCAGAUUAAUCAGAGUUUGAUUGUAAAAUAAUAUAUAUAUAAAAUAUACUGUAUAUUAUCCAUAUAGUAUAUGAAUUGUAUCUAUUUAUUUUGAUUUAAACAUUUUUUCUUCAUCUUAAAUUUAUUAUGUUUGAUCAAACACGU
Molecule: messenger RNA, 2546 nt
Organism: Cyprinodon tularosa
Lineage: Eukaryota; Metazoa; Chordata; Actinopteri; Cyprinodontiformes; Cyprinodontidae
Product: collagen alpha-3(V) chain-like
Exons: 32
Coding region: 145-2373 (742 amino acids)
Molecular function (GO): extracellular matrix structural constituent
Source: RefSeq, a predicted model, not a curated record